CCCCCGCUACUAUCCGCGGCCCAGAGAACUGCCGCUUGCCGCCAUUGACACGCACAGAUAAAACCCAAAGAAAGGCAAAGAGUCCUGCCCGGCACCGGCGCCGCGCGGGCCGAACCUGCGCCCGGGGAGGGGCGCGCAGAGGGCACCGGGCGCCCGGAGCCGGCGGCGCAGCACCAGCAUUGCGAGUGCCAGGAAGCCAGCGUGUCAGCAAGCUGAGAGGGAAACUGAGGCAAGAUGUCGGGUCGGAGCGGGAAGAAGAAAAUGUCCAAGCUGUCCCGGUCAGCCAGGGCCGGCGUCAUCUUCCCCGUGGGGAGAUUGAUGCGUUACCUGAAGAAAGGGACCUUCAAGUACCGGAUCAGCGUGGGCGCCCCGGUCUACAUGGCGGCAGUCAUCGAGUACCUGGCAGCGGAAAUCUUAGAACUGGCGGGGAAUGCCGCAAGGGACAACAAGAAGGCCCGGAUAGCCCCCAGACACAUCCUGCUGGCUGUGGCCAAUGACGAGGAGCUCAACCAGCUGCUCAAAGGAGUGACCAUCGCCAGCGGAGGUGUCCUGCCCAGAAUUCACCCCGAACUGCUGGCCAAAAAGCGAGGGACCAAAGGCAAGUCGGAAACUAUCCUCUCUCCACCCCCAGAGAAAAGAGGAAGGAAGGCCACGUCAGGCAAGAAGGGAGGCAAGAAGUCCAAGGCUGCCAAGCCACGGACGUCCAAAAAGUCCAAACCAAAGGACAGCGAUAAAGAAGGAACUUCAAAUUCCACCUCCGAAGAUGGGCCAGGGGAUGGAUUCACCAUCCUGUCUUCUAAGAGCCUUGUUCUAGGGCAGAAGCUGUCCCUGACCCAGAGUGACAUCAGCCAUAUUGGCUCCAUGAGAGUGGAGGGCAUUGUCCACCCAACCACAGCCGAAAUUGACCUCAAGGAAGAUAUAGGAAAAGCCCUGGAAAAGGCUGGGGGCAAAGAGUUCUUGGAAACAGUAAAGGAGCUUCGCAAAUCCCAAGGUCCUUUGGAAGUGGCUGAAGCCGCCGUCAGCCAAUCCAGUGGACUGGCAGCCAAAUUCGUCAUCCAUUGUCACAUCCCCCAGUGGGGCUCCGACAAAUGUGAAGAACAACUUGAAGAGACCAUCAAAAACUGCCUGUCAGCAGCCGAGGACAAGAAGCUAAAGUCGGUCGCCUUCCCGCCCUUUCCCAGUGGCAGAAACUGCUUUCCCAAACAGACGGCCGCCCAGGUGACCCUCAAGGCCAUCUCGGCCCACUUCGACGACUCCAGCGCGUCCUCCCUGAAGAACGUGUACUUCCUGCUCUUUGACAGCGAGAGCAUCGGCAUCUACGUGCAGGAGAUGGCCAAGCUGGACGCCAAGUAGCGGCUCCGGCAGGGUCGCGGGAGAGCCACGAGUCCCGAGAGCGGGGAAGGGAGCCGCAGGAGCAGAGGCGGCGGAGGGGGCAGGGCCGCGGGGCACCGGGAGGUGCCCUCCGCCACUUACUCUCCUUGCCAAGGGCCUCGUCUGCAUUUAACCAGGUCCCCACCAGGGGUUCCUUCCAUGUUUUCUCCCUGUUGUUUUAGGACUUUUUAAAAAACAAAAAAACAGACCUCGUUUUAGAUUUCUAGCAUCGACUUUUACACGCACUCACACACAAAAAAAAAAUCCUUUUACGAUUCUUAAAUCUCUCGCUCCUCCUUUAGCCAAGGGAAGGGGCGAGAGAGCGAGUCGGGCUCGGUGGCUCUGCGGCGGAGGCGGCAGACGUCCCGCUGGUGCUUUUCUGUUUCCGGGCCCCUCCCGGCCCCUCCCCCUAUGGUAUCUGUAACGACUCCUCAAGUUUUUGUUUUUUGUUUUUUGUUUUUUUUGCUUUGGGCUUUUUAUUUG
Messenger RNA from Sciurus carolinensis (gray squirrel), 1854 nucleotides. Its product is annotated as core histone macro-H2A.2. Gene Ontology annotation, molecular function: structural constituent of chromatin; protein heterodimerization activity; DNA binding. Gene Ontology annotation, biological process: nucleosome assembly. Bases 235 to 1353 code for a protein of 372 amino acids. The record is from RefSeq and is a predicted model, not a curated record. NCBI's taxonomy places the organism in Eukaryota, Metazoa, Chordata, Mammalia, Rodentia, Sciuridae. Gene Ontology annotation, cellular component: nucleosome. The transcript is spliced from 9 exons.